AGUCUGCCUCGGGUUUUCUACCAGUGCUGGUGUGUGGAGAGAGAGAGCUUCAGCUCCGUUUUCGUAAAGAAACAAUUCUGUGUUUAUUUCUUACUAUAAGCCAGAAAAGUUUUAACUGUUCGCCAUGGAUCUGUACGACCCAGAUGUGAAAAUUAGCAGGACGGUGAGAUCGUACCACGUCUACCGAGGAACUUCCCCCGGCACACAGAGCCGUUUGGAGUCACGAAUCCGAGAGCUAGAAGAUGCUUUGGACGCAGAGAGAGAUGGCCGUGUGCGGGCUGAAAGGAUCAAUGCCGAGCUCCAAUUCCAGCUGGAUAAUCUGUCCGACAGGAUGGAUGAGAUCACUGGCAGCUCAACGGCUGUGCAAGAGAUUAGCAAGAAACGUGAAUAUGAAGUAAACAAACUUCGCAAAGAUCUUGAACUCGCCAACGCACAGUUUGAGAGCUCCGAACACAGCCUGAGGAAGAGACACACUGAAACCGUCAACGAUCUCUCUGAACAACUAGAAUACGUAAAUAAGGCCAAAAAUAGGGUAGAAAAAGAAAAAAGCCAACUUCUUAUUGAAAUCGACGGACUUCAAGGACAGGUUGACUCCUUUGCAAAAGCCAAGGCCUCCGCCGAGAGCAGAGCUGAUGGUCUUGAUGAACAAGUUAAGAGACUUAAGGCCCAACUGGAUGAUCUCAGCCGCCAGGUUAAUGAUCUGAAUGGUUUGAAAGCUCGUCUGACUCAGGAGAACUUCGACCUGCAACAUCAAGUGCAGGAACUGGACAGUGCCAACGCCGGUCUGGCCAAGGCUAAAGCCCAACUCCAGGGUCAAAACGACGACCUCAAACGUUCUCUGGAUGACGAGACAAGGCAAAGGACCAACCUCCAGGUGCAGCUCAGUGCUCUCCAGGCUGACUACGAUAACUUGAAUGCUCGCUUCGAGGAGGAGUCCGAGGCCGCGUCCGUCUUGCGUCAACAAUUGAGCAAAUCCACCACAGAAUACCAGUCACUCAAAGCCCGCUUCGACAAGGAAGUGAUCCAUCUGACCGAGGAGCUCGAGGAUACAAGACGCAAAUUCGCUUCCCGAUGUGCUGAAUUGGAAGAUCAGCUCGAGCAGAGCCGCGCCAAGAUCAGCAAUCUGGAGAGGACGAAGAAUAAGCUGACAGCUGAAAUCAAGGAACUCACCAUUGAGCUGGAGAAUACCCAGAUCAUCGUCCAGGAUUUGACCAAGAGGAACCGACAGUUGGAGAACGAGAACGCCGGCCUACAGAAGCGUGUGGACGAACUGCUGGCCGAGAAUGCCGCUCUGAAUGCGGACAAGAAGAAUCUGGAACAGGAAGUGUACAGGCUGAGGGUACUCAACACCGAGCUCAGCGAGAAGAACGAUGCCCUCAACAGAGAAAACAACCAACUUUCGAAUGCUCUUCGCGAAGCCAAGGAACAAAUCAAGGACCUCAGCAGACAGGUCAACGAGCUGUCCGCCAUCCGCGCCCAGCUGGAGGCCGAGCGUGACAACUUGGCCGCUGCACUCAGAGACACCGAGGAUGCUCUGAAGGACUGUGAGAACAAGCUGGCCGCCGCUAACCAGGCUCUUAACCAACUGCGCAUUGACAUGGAGAACAGACUCCGUGAAAAAGACGAGGAACUGGACAACCUCAGGAAGAGCAGCCAGCGUGCCAUUGAAGAACUGCAGCGCACACUGAUUGAAGUUGAGACAAGAUACAAGACUGAGAUCAGCCGUCUGAAGAAGAAAUACGAGACCGACAUCAGGGAGUUGGAAGGUGCUCUGGAGAAUGCCAACAGAGCCAAUGCUGAAUACUCCAAACAGAUUAAGGUCCUCCAGGCCCGCGUUAAGGAACUCGAAUCUGCUCUCGAUGACGAAAGACGCCAGGCCGAAGAUGCCCGCCAACAGCUCGCUGCUUCUGAGAGGAAGCGUAUUGCUCUUCAGACCGAACUGGAAGAUGUCCGCACACUCCUCGACAACGCUGAGAGAGCCCGUAAGGCAGCUGAGAACGAGCUUGGAGAGACGUCAGCCCGUCUGAGCGAAUGCCAACUCCAGCUCACAACCGUCACCAACGACAAACGCCGAUUGGAAACCGAUAUCGCCGCUAUGCAAUCCGACUUGGACGAGGCUCUGAAUGGACAAAGAGCGGCCGAGGACCGCGCCGAUCGUCUCCAGGCCGAGGUGAACCGCCUUGCUGACGAGCUGCGCCAGGAACAGGAGAACUACAAGAAUGCAGAGAGUCUCCGCAAGCAACUCGAAAUCGAAAUCAGAGAAAUCACCAUCAAGCUCGAGGAGGCCGAAGCCUUCGCCCAGAGAGAAGGAAAGAGGAUGGUUGCCAAACUGCAGGCCAGAUUGCGCGACCUGGAAGCCGAGCUGGAAGCCGAACAGCGCCGCCACAGAGACAGCCUGGCUACUCUGCGUAAGAUUGAGCGUCAGUACAAAGAACUUAUCUUCCAGACCGAGGACGACAGACGAUCAGUUGUUGAACUCCAAAGCGUCAACGAUCAACUUAACCUUAAGAUCAAGGCCUACAAACGCCAGAUCGAAGAGGCUGAGGAGGUUGCCAACAUCACCAUGAACAAAUAUAGAAAAGCCCAGGCUCUGAUUGAUGAGGCUGAGCACAGGGCGGACGCCGCUGAAAAGAAUCUUUCUGCAGUGCGCAGAUCUCGCUCCAUGUCUGUGUCCAGAGAAGUUCGAAUCAUCAAGGCAUAAGCAGGGUAAAUCGCCGCUACACCGCCCCUUUUACUUUGUGUAAUGUGAACAAAAGCCGGCAUCUUUCGAGAGACAAUGACCUGAAUUCGUGAUAUUGUAUAAAACAUUUAUUUGUUUAAUUGUGCUCCAUUUCUCUGCUGCUCCUUUGAACAAAAACCAAAAUACCGAACACACAUAUACACACCACAGACAAUUGCUGCAUGUGUAAAGAGAUGAUUCCACGAAGCAGUUUGCGCGGGCACUAGACCAAACUUCACUUGCGGUCAGCAGUUCUUCUGCUCAAUGAGACCAGAGUGUCCCUUGUCUGGAGUACCGAGAACAGCGGGUGCUCAUUGUUCCACUUCCCGAUGCCUGUGUAGACGGGCUUGCCGCUCUAUCGCAGCGUCGUCAGUGACAAUAGCAAUGGCUCAUUACGCAUGCAACAAGACGGAACACUGCCAAGCCUGGAAAACCUGCACAUAGAGUAUGAACAUUGUGGCUGGUCCGUGAUAAAAAUAAAAUGUAGUGUUUAGAGCUUCCCAGAGCAUUCGAAUGCCAAUGUGGAUGGAUAUUUUGCGCAAAUUACGAUCGUUGUUUUAUUGUAAGGGAUCUAUUUAUUUAAUAAUUCACUUUUUUACAAGUGCAUUCGUAAAACCUUAUAAAGUGCAAUAUUAAAAGUUUUUGAGGGAUAUAGGGGUACCUGUUAUUAUUAUUAUUAUUAUUUCAGCCAGUAAUGGCAUCACUUGAUUUUAAGCUCAUGUACUUAAGUUAUCUAUCACUGGGCGUACAAGGAUUAAAGUGUUGAGAACCGGGCUGUUCCUGUAACGACUACCGGAAACGAAAGUGGCAGAAUGCGGAGAGUCUAACGACAACCAUAAUCACAUAGUUACCCUAUAUAAGGGACGCAUGAAAAAGGGCUGGUUCUUCCUAAAAGAUAUAAAACAUAUAACACCUUCGAGUGUUUGUAAUUUAUAGAGUCUGGCGUUACUCUCGUGUCAUUCUGCAACCCUAUAUGUUUGUGUAUACAAGUGGUCAGUCAAUGUUGAACUGUUAUGAAAAAAAAUGCAAGAACAUAUUGCCAUGGAAUAAACACUUUUAAUUUCAGCUUAUGAA
Liolophura sinensis is the source of this 3793-nucleotide messenger RNA. RefSeq names its product paramyosin-like. Gene Ontology annotation, cellular component: bicellular tight junction; myosin complex. The coding region runs from base 125 to 2701 and encodes 858 amino acids. The record is from RefSeq and is a predicted model, not a curated record. The transcript has 16 exons. Lineage: Eukaryota; Metazoa; Mollusca; Polyplacophora; Chitonida; Chitonidae.